UGAUAAUCAAGUUGUGAAUUCCUAUUGAUUUUUAUUAGGAAUUUUAUCAUAUUUUAGUAAAAACAAGUCAUUAAGAUAAUAUCUGACAGUGGCAGUUUGUUAUAUGUUUUUGAAAAUAUGUAGUUUGGUGAUGAUUAUACUUCAAAAAAUAAUUUAUUAGACAUUGUUGAUAUCGGUGAUAUUUACUUGAAAAACUCGCAAAUAUGUCUUUGCCGGGUAAUGGGAUUUUUGUGGUGCAAGGCGAGAUGGCCAUGCUGGUCACCGCCAUGCGACGGAGUACACGCUGGGGUUCUCAUUCCUUUCCUAAUGAGGAAUAUGACGUCCUUAUGAGAACCUUUCAAGAUUUGAAGACUAUAUUAAAUCAAGUGGAUGAUUUACGUUUACUAGACCCAUCGACGUACUUAAGCCCUUUCCUAGAAGUUAUUAGAAGCAAGGAGACCACCGGACCAGUAACAACUUUGGCUUUAUCAGCUAUACACAAAUUUCUUUCUUAUGGACUAAUCGACCCGACCCACUCGAGCGUACCAGCAACAGUUGAAGACAUCGCUGAUGCAGUCACCCACGCCCGUUUUGUUGGAACUGAUCAUUCGUCGGACGGUGUGGUGCUUUUGAAGAUUUUACAAGUUUUACGUACUCUUAUGCUGAGUCCAGAAGGCGCCAUGUUGACCGAUGAAAGUGUUUGUGAGAUUAUGCUCAGCUGUUUUCGAACGUGUUUUGAGACGAGACUUACAGAACUUCUCCGCCGUAACGCCGAGCAGAGUCUCCGUGACAUGACUCAGUUGAUUUUCAUGAGACUGCCACAAUUCCCGCCGGAAGACGCAGCCACGAAUUACACAACCGUCGGUCUGUCCCUGAAGCGGAGGGACAAGUCCUCUAAGAAGAAAAUGGCUCAAGCUAACAGUACAAAUUCCUUGGAUAGGAAGUCGUCAAUAACGGAACAGACUGGCGUCGUUGACUAUGAAGCCGAUUUGGAAUCAAAUAAGCACGUUCAAGGACACGGUCAAGACAAGAAUCUAAUAAAUGAGGCAGAGAUAACAAUCGAACCGGUCGAUCAAGUCAAAAGUCCAACGAAGAAACACGCGCGUCACUCCUCUAUGGAUUUGGCUGCGACCGAAAACUCGUCCAUAACUCAGCUGCUCGAGAAGUGCGUGAACAAUACGGAGAGUGGAGAAAUCGAAACUGAAGAAGUGAAGAAAUCCGAAGAGGACGACGUUGAAGUCGUCGAAGCUGCGGAAGUCGAUGAUCCCACACAAGCAGACCCUCAAUCCACCAAAGAAGAUGUCCAAAAUGAUAGCAGCGAGAAGUUAGAGGAAUACGUAAAUAAUAGGGGCAUUCGCUUCACACCGCAAGACGAGUCACUGAACUUGCAGCCGUACGGGUUGGUCUGCGUGCGGGAAUUGUUCAGAUUCCUGAUAUCACUGUGUAAUCCACUCGACACGCAGAACACGUCCGCUAUGGUCCACCUCGGCCUGAGUCUGGUGGCCACUGCGCUGGAAGUUGGAGCGGAUCAGAUCGCAAAGUACCCGUCGCUGCUCUACCUAGUGAAGGAUCCGCUUUGCCAGAACCUGUUAAGUUUGUUAGAUACGGAAAGGAUAUCCAUAUUCGCGUUGGAUCUCCAAAUCUGGUUUCUUCUCUUCGAAGCGCUCCGGACCCACCUCAAAUAUCAAAUGGAGGCAUUUUUUAAGAAGAUUAUAGAUAUAGUAUCCGCCGAUACGACGAAAUCGAUAUACGAAUUGAAGGAAAUACACCACAUAGCGUUGGAAAAUCUCGCCCAAAUGUUCAGGAUACCGGGCCUCUGCACGGAGCUCUAUUUGAAUUUCGACUGCGACGUUUAUUGCAUCAACGUUUUCGAAGAACUGACGAAACUGCUGUCGAAGAACGUCGUCUCGUCAACCGCUUACAAUAUCCACACGAUGUCGUUGGAGGCGUUGAUGACGAUCAUCGAAGCCAUAGAAAUGGGCACGAUGCAAAAAGUAGAAAUAGAGAACGUCGAAGAAGAGAAGGAGGUAGAGUAUGACGUACGAGGCGGUCACGUGACGCUGGAGCUCGGCGGGUUGGACGACGCCUCCGUGGUCAGUGAUCACGUGACUCAUGAUAUAAGCCAUUAUUUCGGCGGCGGGAGAACGGGCCGACACAAGCCGGCGACGGAUUUGCCGUCAGAAGCUGAAUUGGAUAAUGUUAAGAAUAUGAAAAAGUGGGUAACUCAAGGUACGGAGCUGUUCAACCAGAAACCGGAGCGUGGUAUCGAGUUCCUCCAAGAGCAUGGUGUGUUACCCACCCCAUUGGAUCCGCACCAAGUAGCUUUGUUUCUCAGAGAGAACCCAGAUUUGGACAAGAAAAUGAUUGGUGAAUAUAUAUGCAAGCGAUCUUCUCGCGAAGAAGAAGGUGGGCCGAGCAUACUGACGGCCUUCGCGGACAGCUUCGACUACACCGGCCUGCGCAUCGACCAGGCGCUCCGACUCUACCUCGAGACCUUCCGCCUGCCCGGGGAGGCGCCGCUCAUCUCGCUCGUCAUGGAGAAGUUCGCUGAGCGCUGGCAUUCAACAAACGGCGAACCCUUCGCGAACACCGACGCGGCGUUCCGCUUGGCCUACGCCGUGAUCAUGCUAAACGUGGACCAGCACAACAACAACGCGAAGAAAUUGAACGUGCCCAUGACAGUGGAGGACUUCGUGCGCAAUCUUCGAGGCUGCAACGGAAACGGAGAAUUCGAUCACGCGAUGUUGGAAGCCAUAUUCCACUCGAUAAAGACCGAGGAGAUGGUGAUGCCGGCGGAGCGCGUGGGCCCGCUGCGCGACGCGUACCUGUGGCGCGUGCUGCAGCGCCGCGCGCGCCGCCCCGCCGCGCGCUACCGCCGCGCGCCGCCGCGCCCGCACGCCGCGCACGCGCGCCUGCUGCCGCCCGCCUGCCCGCCCGCCGUGACGGCGCUGUCGGCGGCGUUCGAGCGCGCGGCGCCGCCCAGCGCGGCGGACGUGGCGGGCGGCGCGCGCGACUGCCCGGCGCUGGCGGCGCUGGACGGGCUGGAGCGCUGCGCCGCGCUGGUGGCGCGCCUGCCCGCCGACUCGCUCUCGCUCGACACGCUGCUGCUCACGCUGUGCAAGUUCACCGGCCUGCUGGCGCCGCAGCACACCUCCUACGUGGCCAUCGGCGUGUCGCUGGGGCAGUCGCUGAAGGCGCAGUGCGCGCUGCGGCGCGCGUGCGCGGUGGCGGCGCGGCACGCCGACUGCGUGCGCGACGGCUGGCGCCACCUGCUGGAGAUCGUCAACACGCUCUACAUCGGCCGCCUGCUGCCGCAGUGUCUGGUGGAAGCAGAAGAUUACUUAGCACCCGAAGGCAAAGUGUCGUUGAUACGGGAAGCAGUGAGAGGCAGCGACAGUGGGCUGCUAUCCAGCAUAUAUUCCUACAUAGCGCUCGGAGAAAGUGCUAUCCGAGCGCCCACUCCUCACGAGAAAGUGCUGAUAGACGCGGCUACCGAUUGCGUCGCCAAGUGCAAUUUCCCCGGCCUGCUCGUCACGGAGACGAAGUUUCUGCAGCUGGAAAGUUUGCAGGAAUUGAUCAGGGCGAUGGUUGCCAUUGGCACUCCCCCUGACUCCGACAGCAUACAACUGAACCCGCAGCUGGAAGACAUUACGAUUUUCUUCCUGGAGCUUCUCGGGCAGACGCUCAUACAAAAUCGCGACCGCGCCGUGAGCGUGUGGGCGGAGGCGGGCGCGCACACGGCGCGCGCGGUGCGCUGGGCGGGCGCGCGCGGCGCGGGCCCGCUGGCGCGCGCGCUCACCGCGCUGCUGCGCUGCGCCGCGCGCCUCAUGCGCUGCGAGGCCGCCGCGCCGCCGCUGCUGGCGCACCUCACGCUGCUCUACCGCCUGCCCUACCGCCUCUUCUACCAGCAGGCCGACGUCAUCUCGUGCGGGCUGUACGAGCUGGUGAAGACGUCGGCGCAGAACGUGCACAGCGCGGCGGAGUGGAGCGUGCUGCUGUCGCUGCUGGCGGCCGCCGGCGCCGGCGCCUGGCCCCGCCACACCGCCGGUUCGAAUCGAUCUGACGGUUCGGAGGAUGAGAGCGACAGACAGGGGACUAGCAUUUCAUCGGAGAGCGAACUUUCAAAUUCACCACAAACACAGGGUUGGAUAUUGGUAAAGAACGAAUCAGCUCCGAUAAUAGAUACAGUCGAACUUGAAGUCGACCAAGUGACUCUCCAGCCGCACCGAAGCUCGGCCCUGGCGAGAUGCGUCGAAGCCUUGGCCUUGGUGAUCAGGGACGUUGCGCACGUGACGCCGCACAACUGCCGCGCUGCGGUGCGAUGCGUCAGGCUCCUGGCGAGAGCUACACUGCAAUCUAGUAAGUCGAAAUGGUCAACGGAAGAAGGAUCGCGUGGUCGGAGGCGCGCGCGCAGCGACUCCAGCGACGAGGAACUCGACACGCUCGACCAUUACCACAUGGUCAGCAUUCAGCUACUGGAUUUAAUGCACACUCUACACAGUCGUACUGCGCAGAUAUUUAAAUGGUGGCGAGACGAAUCAGACCACGGGCAAGGCGCUGAAGAUUACGAUCUAUGGGAGGUCGCGUGGAAACCGCUCUUGCAAGGGAUAGCGGAAUUUUGCACAGACAGACGGAAACAGGUGGCGAACAGUGCAAUAGCGUACCUCCAGCGAGCGCUGCUGGCUCCGGCGCUGUCGGCGCUAGGCGGGGCCGGCUGGGAGGCGUGCUUCGAGCACGUGCUGCUGCCGCUGCUCAACAACCCCCCCAAGCGCCCCGACGCCGCGGCCCGCGCCGACACGGUCAUGUGCAAGGUGUUCCUGCAGCACCUGCCGGCGCUGGGCGCGCGCGCGUCGUUCGGCGCGCUGUGGGCGCGCGUGGUGCGCGUGCAGCGCGGCCUGCUGCGCGCGCCCGCCGAGCCGCUGCGCGAGGCCGCGCUCGAGUCGCUCAAGAACAUGCUGCUCGUCAUGCACUCCGUCAAGAUAUUCAGUAACGGCGAGGGCUACAACGACCUCUGGUACAUAACGUGGGAUAUCAUCAGGGAGUUCCUACCCGAUCUGAAGGACGAACUGUUCCCCGAAGCGAACGAUAACACGAAGCCGGCGCAGAGCGUCCCGAGCCACAUGCAGCCGUCUCUCCCACUCAUCCCCACCAUCGUGCCGGUCGCACCCAUCUCGCCCCCUCUACCCGACACCGCCCGCCCCCCACCGCCGGCCGCCGCCCCGCACCCUUCCGUCCCCAUACAGAUCCAGAGGUCUGCAGCUCAAUCGCCGAACAUUUUGGUGGGGUCCGGGCAGUCUCCGCCGCAGAGCGCCUUCAGCUCGCAGCCCGUCAGCGGGAUGGUGCCCAUAAGGAACCCGCUGUACGACCAGACGGGCUUGACGUCCUCCGUCCUCCUGCAUCCAUUGAAUGAGAUGAUUUCGACGCCGAUCGGAAUAUCGAUACAGUCUCAACCACCGAUCCUCUGUCCGAGGCCGGCCGAUAAUCCAACGACCGAAAACAGCCCCAAUAACGAAACAGUAGACUCCAACACCGAACCAAAGGACACACAGCAAAGCGAGCUGUACGCGGAGUACCUAACGAACCCGUACACCGAGGUCAAAGAACUCUCCGCCAAGGAGGCGACUAUUUACGAUCCGGAAGAAAAUCGCCACUUAAUAAUAAGAAACGACCAGAUAGUCCCGAGCUCAGAGCGUCUUCUAUCUCAGAAAUCGUUCAGUGCGAAUGUGACUCCAAUGCACGCUAAGAAUAAGGCUCAAUUCGGAUCGACGGACAACGUGAGACAGGAGUCGAGUAUAUUCAACUUUUCCAAUUACUUCGGUUCGGUCAAUGAGAAAGUUAGCGGUUCUGAAGUAUUCGAUACUUUAAUGUCGACGCAAGAGGGAUAGCUAGAUUUUGAAAUCUACAGGGGGACGUGGUUGUAGACAAAAAUGGACCUAAAAUAGAUUGAUGCGAUUUUAUUGGAUUUCUCAACUGUGUUUUGUGUAAAAAUAAUAAACAUAAGUUCCACAUUAUAUAUAAAGCUUUUACCCACCUGGUUCUGGAAUAUUCGAUUUCAAAUUUAUACAGGACGUAUAAAUAAAAUCUACGAAAUUAUAUGAUAAUAUUUUCAGGAUUAGAUUUUUUUUAACUUUAUUUAAAUUUUUUUUAAA
Messenger RNA from Vanessa atalanta (red admiral), 6128 nucleotides. RefSeq names its product Golgi-specific brefeldin A-resistance guanine nucleotide exchange factor 1 (gene garz). The record is from RefSeq and is a predicted model, not a curated record. The transcript has 30 exons. NCBI's taxonomy places the organism in Eukaryota, Metazoa, Arthropoda, Insecta, Lepidoptera, Nymphalidae. Bases 204 to 5864 code for a protein of 1886 amino acids. Gene Ontology annotation, molecular function: guanyl-nucleotide exchange factor activity. Gene Ontology annotation, biological process: regulation of ARF protein signal transduction.